UGGCAGCUUCGCUGGACCCUGAGACAACUUGGGAACAAGGCAGGAGAACAGAGGAAAGGGGGAGGCAGGGACAGCAAAGUGCUCAGACUCCUGCUCUUAAGGCACCACUCCGCUCCGCUGUCCCAGCCCCUCCGCUCCGAAUCCGGUGUCUGGCUACACUCCGGAGUGAGACUUUACACCCGCCGCUUGACCGGUUCCACGGAAGAGAUCCUAGGACAACAUUCAAAAGGGGUAGGCCACCAUGCAGCACUAUGGAGUGAAUGGUUACUCUCUUCACGCCAUGAAUUCUCUGAGUGCCAUGUACAACCUUCACCAGCAGGCAGCACAACAAGCCCAGCACGCCCCUGACUACAGACCCUCGGUGCAUGCCCUCACGCUGGCGGAGAGACUGGCUGACAUCAUUUUGGAGGCCCGUUAUGGAUCCCAGCAUCGCAAACAGAGGAGAAGCCGCACAGCCUUCACUGCCCAACAACUGGAAGCCCUGGAGAAGACUUUCCAGAAGACGCACUAUCCAGAUGUGGUGAUGCGGGAACGACUGGCCAUGUGCACCAACCUACCAGAAGCCAGAGUACAGGUUUGGUUUAAGAACAGAAGAGCCAAAUUCCGGAAGAAACAGCGCAGCCUCCAGAAGGAGCAGCUGCAGAAGCAGAAGGACUCAGAAGGGAGCCACGGCGAGGGGAAGACAGAAGCUCUUGUGCUGGAAAGCCAGACGUCCACCCCUGACACAGACAAGCCACAGAGCCAGCCGAGCGCAGUGAGCACGGAGCUGAACCUCACCUUGUCGGAGCAGUCGGCCAGCGAGUCCGCAGCGGAGGACCAGACGGACAGAGAGGAGGACUUUAAGAACCCCUUGGAGGAGUCCAAAGCAGACAAAGGUCCCGGUGUGGAGAGCAAGGCUCUGAACUGCAAGAUAGCCAGUCCAAAAGCAGACUCUCCCAUCAGCGCCACGGUGACGCCUUCCUCCAGCAGCGGCAUGCCUCAGACUCGCUCCUAUUCCUCCUCACCUCUGAGCCUCUUCCGUCUCCAGGAGCAAUUUCGCCAGCACAUGGCAGCCACUAACAACUUGGUCCAUUACUCCUCCUUUGAAAUGGGGACCCCAUCGGCCAUGCCCUACUUGGGCAUGAAUGUCAACAUGGCGCCCCUCAGCUCUCUCCACUGCCAGUCGUAUUACCAGUCGCUUUCCCACGCCCAGCAGGUCUGGUCUUCGCCCAUCUUGCAGGCGUCUAGCUCCCUCCCUACCCUGAACAGUAAAACGACAAGUAUUGAGAAUCUAAGGCUCCGGGCAAAGCAGCACGCUGCCUCCCUCGGACUCGACACCUUACCAAACUGACCGCAAGGCAGCAGGGGAAUGCCCACCCUACCGUCAGCCACAAGAGAAGGCACCUUCCGCUGGCACUAAACGUGUGGCUCUUUUGUCAAUACACAGCUCUCAUCUCCACCUGGAUCAAGGUGCUCCCUUUCGGGGGAUACUUUAAAUCCUUUACUUCUUCACUCGCUCCAUUUUACUGCUCCUGCCCCCACUUCCACAGAAGUAUUUAAUAAGGAAGGAAAGAGGGCAUGUACUUAGAUGUUAAAAAACUCUCCUGAGGACCGAGACGUUAAAACUAAUGUCCAGAAAGAUCCCUCUUUCGUUGAUACUGUGAUAAUGUGCCGACUGUGAUUUUUGUUUUGUUUUUGUUCUCUGGAAAACCUAGUCCCCCCCACCCACCCCAGUUUCGUACUGUAUAUAGAUUCUAUUGUUGAAAACAUCCUUCACUUGUGUGUUGCUGUCUGUGAUGCCUUAUGCAGAACUAUGGAGCAUUUUGCUCUUUCCUCCCUCCCCCUUCCUUUCAGAUUUAUACUUGUAGUAGCUAGAAUCAAAAUUACAAUCCAAAAAAAACCCCGCAAGCUCUGAGUGGGUGGUGCUUUUUUGGCUAGAGUUCUGAAUGAGUCUAGCAAGAGAAAUUCAGAGAAAAGAUUCUGAAUGCCAUUAUCAUAUCUUCUCCAGUUCGCCGUUAAAAGCAAUCCUGCAAACACCAGGAAAUGAUGUAAAGGGUUGUUUCCUGUUAAAGCACUUCCUGAUGGUAGGGACUUUUUUUUUUUUUUUAAGCACUUCUUCGAAGACAGAGGAUAAAGAAUUUGCCACUGGGCUCUGAUGGUUAGAGAGCAAGGAAAAAGGAAAGCACUGGAUUUUGUCAAAUUCACAAGACUUUUACCGAGGUUGCUGCAGCUUUGUUCUUCACUGAAGUGUACACCCUGCUAUUUAUAAAUGAUGUGUAAAAAAGCAUUUUGGUCUAACUUGGACAACAAAGAACAAUAAAAAGUUGGUAUGAACUCCUGCUGUGUUCAUACACCAUUUGCAUUAUAUGGCGGUUCCUCAAAACCGUGAUUAAUUCAAGCUGUGUUUAGGAAAACUGCCUCCGUGCCAAAUUCUGUCCUCAGACCACAAACCCUGGGGGCUCCCCUGCUUGUCUCAGAAACUGACUAAGUAGAGAAUGAAUGCAGAUAGGCUAGAGAUGGACCUGAACCAAUACCCAGAUCUGAACACUCCUGAGCUUAGGAGAUGACUUAAAUCCAAACCCAGAGGCGGAUCUCAAUUUUGCAAAUGGCCAUUCCUCUCGGUAGAAGGCCAAACCAAAAUCCCAGAUCCAGACAUCCUGCAACCCAGUGGGAUGCUGAAGAUCUGAAUCGAAAUUAUACAUGAGCCUGAUCAUCGCUGAUACUGUUAAUGGAGCUAUGCCAGUUUACACCAGCUAAAAUCUGGCCCAUAUGUGAUUCGUGUGUGUGUGUGUGUGUACACACACAUACACACCAUGGAUAUCUGAUGAACUAAAAGCUUUUAUUGAUUUCUGUUUUGCCUAGCUCUGUUCCAUUACCAGUGCAAUUACACUAGCACAGAGGAUAAUGGCCAACUUACUUCUCUAAAUGUGGAAAAAAGAAUACAACCUGCUUGACUACAACAGUCUCUCUCAAGCUGUUCUGCUCAAAGUCUCUCUCGGUGAGUUACCAGUGGUGACCAGACCUGGUUGGGAAAUGAUUUCCCUCCCCCUCUUUGAAAAAUUUCAACAAGAACUCUUUUCCCCCAUGGGGGUGAGUUAUUGAAGACACAUUUUCAACAAAAGUGGAAAUAAGUUUGUGUAAACUUCAGUUCAGUCAAACGUUUUGAUGGAAAAUGUUAAUUCGGCUCGAGUGGUUGACAGGAUUACGCACGUCACCGACGCUGCAAGAUGCAGCUCUAUACCGGGUAUUUUGUCUGGGAUCUUCAAAGAACCCAAACCAUAUUGGCACCCUCUCCCUGAGGCCUUCUUGAAAAUCCCAGUCUUUAUUUUUUAUAGCACUUGGGUCCUGCCACCCAAAAUGACAGACACCAAAUAUGAGCUUUAAUUUUAUUUUCCCCCAAAUUACCUCUUUGUUUCCUCUCCUCCCAUACUCCUCCUGCCCUAAGGAUGAUGGUGGGUAGGUGUGAAGAUGGUUUUAAUACAGCAGAGCAACUGAAAAGCAUUUUAAGCACCCAAGGCUAAAUUUUGCCCCCAGAACUGAGCUGAUGAGGUACUCAAGCUGUUUUUUCCUUCCCUCUCAUGCUCACACACCAACUUUGAUGGCAGACCAGGAAGGGUGAUAGAGCGAGACAUCGAGAAGGGUGGCCUAAGGGACAUGACAUUCAAUUCUGAUAUGGUGCGACUGGAGUCAGUGACAUCCCUUUGCAGGUCAGGACACUAAUAUCGUUACGCUACGGGAUAUAGAAACACACCAUAGAAGAUUACAAGGAUCAAAAUCUAUCAGUGCCCGACCUCUGCCUGUAGCCCUCAGCAAGCUCAGGAAAUGGAGUGUGGCAGAUACACCCACCUGACCCUACAAUAAACUUCCCUCAGUCCUCCAGAGGAAGCAGAAACUUCCCUAAGGUUCUUGUCAUCUUGCCUCAGGAAGAUCGCAGUGUAGCAAUCCAUUGAACCUUAUGUGUAUCAUGUUACAUAUCUAAUCCCAUUUAUCUCCGGAGAUAGCAUUGGUAUCCAAGAGACAGGUCCUGUUCUGAGCACUGAGUUCCUUCCCUUCUCUGCUCGGGUCACUCCAUUAAAAUCAAUAGAGUGACACAUGGAUAAAACUGGAGCAACAGAACAGUGAGUCAGACUCCUGGUCUUCUUUUAAUCCUAAUGGCAGCUGAUCCAGGGGCAGAGAAUUUCAAUCUUCAUCACUCUCUAGGGAGGAAUCUUUCCAAGUUGUACAUUUUUGUUUAUUUCCAGGACUGUCUAUGCCAAAUUUGCCGGUGUAGCCCACAACCAUAAAUACCUAAGGAAGACAGAUCAUGUAUCCCACUCCCAGGAGAUGUAGGUAUGCAAAUAAAUUAGAAUCCUGUUCCAAAUCACUCCUCAUUUCAGUUUAACAAAAUCUGGUACCCUUGUUCCAUCUUCUCUUACAUUCAACCAAACUAGACUGAAUUUCAAAGUUUUGAUGAAUUUUCAAAAACAAAACUGAGGAAAACUUUCAAUGAUCUUUUUGGAAGAUUUCCCCCUUUUUAACUCCCACCACCACCACCACCACUUUAAAUCAGCCAUAGAUCUGGUCAAAAUUUUCUGGUUCACAAUUUUUCCCCUUUGAUCACUUGUUCGCAUGAGAUGUUGACACGCCACGUGUACAUCACAUGUAGUGCAGAUACUAAGACCCAAAUGUCACUUAAGUAGAAGACAGUGUAAUGAUCAGUGCAGAUAGCACCUCCCAAGUUAGACGGUGCUAUAUCUUUAUCUUGCUUUCAAGUUGUUGUCCGAGCAUUCCAAGCAGAAGUAGUGCACUGAAAAAAACAAAAACAAACCCUACGCCUCUCCCACCAUCACCCUGACAGUGUCACUACGCUGGGGCUGAAUGAAAUGUUUUGGUUUUUUUUUUUUACUUAGCAGGGUUUUGUAGUCCACAGCAAACGGUCAAAUAUUAACUUUUAUGGUUUAUGUAAUUGUUUGGGGAGAAGAAUAUUCCCCAAACAAAACGCAUAGCAUAGAUGUUGGAAUGAACAUGCUGGCUUCCUUAUCGAUGACUAGGCAAGGACCUCCAGAAUCUCCACAACUUCUAUUUUACAUGGGCCAUGAAAAGAAUAUGAACCGGGGGACUGUGUCAAUGUGCAUGAGAUUUUUGUUUUCCCCUCUAGCUCUGCUCAUAUUACCUUCCCUCUGCACCACAUGUGGCCAAAACCUACAAUUUUGCAUUCAGAAUAGAUUUUCCAAGUACGAGCCCAUCCUGUGAAUUGCUGCGAGCCUCUAUGCCUCAUAGGAUCAGAUCCCACCUGAGAAAACUACUGAGUAAAAGGGUUAAAACAAUGCAGAGUAGGAGUUUGCAGUAAGACUGACUAACUUGUGAUGCAAGGAAAAUGUCCUGGGACCAAUGAAAUCAGUGGGAGUUUUGUUUUAAGUAAAAGAGUGUAGAAUUAGAUGGUUAGAGAAGAAAUGCUGAUUCUGAGUAGGCCUGCUACCAUAGAAGGUUCUUUUAGUGCUGGUUGGGAGGGGAAAAGGCAGGGGAUUUAUUUGCAAACAAUCUUUGAAAUUCCUGAAUUUAAAAUAAAAGGGGCAAAUUUUGUCUGCAUUUCUUUUCCCCCCCAAAAAUUCAAAAUUUCCAAUUUGAAACAUUUCAGGCAGGUCUACAGAUGGUUGAAAAAACUGCAAAUGUUACAUCAACAUUAUUAUUUUUUUACUUUAAAAAUUUCAACAUCUGAAGAAUUUCUGCUGGUUCUAGGUUCUUGUAACCAUGGCAGCCAAACAGACUUGUGCAUCUCUGAUCAGGAAACACCCAAGUGGCAUGGGCAUAAGUGGGGAAUUUGGGGCUGUUUUCUACCUGGAGCAUUGCAUCAGACUCUCAUUGACAUGACAGAGUUUUUAACAAAGACUGGAGACAAAAAGAUGGUCCUUGGAGUUUAAUGUGUGAAAGGAUUAAACAAACCUUUAUGAAGGAAAACCAAAAUCAAAACCACCAUGAUAUAAAGGUCUAAUUAUAUAGCCAAAACUAGUGAAUUCAGAGAAUUUUCCUUUUGGCUAUACAAGCUGUGUUAGUCUUUUUACCCCUUGUGUGCCUCUUUGCCGGUCUUUACAAUUUACUCUGGAAGGAGACAAAAAGCCUGUGUUGUUUGAUACAUCUAAACAACUAUUUAUUUCUUAAGUGACUGAGGUUCACACCAAAGCACAAUGAUAGACUCGGGAAAGAGAAAAGGGGAAGGAAUCCUACCAUAGCAACUGGGAAGGAUUCUCCAUCAGAUUCAAAACCAAAUCUAGUAACAAUUAACAUUCUGUAUAUUCAACAGAUGUUCUGUAGAUCCACUGUUUUGUACUUGACCAUAUGGCCAGAGCCACUCAAUUCGUUCUCAGAUUUCUCACACUACGCCAAGGGACAGCUUUAACCUUGAUUUAAAGACAAAGAGGCCAAAGUCUCCACUCCCGUAAAUGAGUUGCAACUCCAUUGACUCCAAUGGACCUGUGCUGACUUAUGCCCAAAAGUGUCAACCAGGUUCAGGAUUGGCCACUUGCAUGAAAUCUUAUCGGUGUCUACGAGCCCCGGGGAGCGAAAUCAGUUAUUACUUUUCAAAGCUGGAGGAGGAACCAGACUCUGCUCUCAAUUGUAUUGGUGUAAAAUUGGAGUAAUUCCAGCAUCUUCACUGGAGUAAUGCCAGAUUCACAUCUAUGUAACUGAGAACAAAACCCAGCCCGAGAAUACAGCAUAUUUGUAGUAUACUCAGAAUAGACCAUCUUUCCAGCCUAGAUGAUCUACUACACACCCAGUGAAAGAGCCAUUUGUAAAUUGUUUGAUAAAGACAUUAAUUAACCCCGCAGGAAGUUAAUCUCCUGUUUGGUGUACUAUUCAUGGCCACACAUUUCAUAACCUUUCUAGCUAUUGAGAAGGGCUGCCGUGUGCUGCUGAAGUUUAGAUGCGUCUUUGCAGUUUAAAGUAAUUUUUUAGGAUUUCUUCUCCAAGAGUAUUGAUGGCCCUUUUGACUACUGACCAGAGUUGCCAGUUAGCUCCAAAGUGUAACCAUGCGUGUGUCAAACAUAUCUUGCAAAGGAACAAAGACUUUUAAAGGGAAAAAAAAUCAAAGUUAUGUACUGUACAAACUGCUGUAAAAUUAAGCUGUAAUGUAACAAUUUGUGCUUUAGAAGCCACUCUCUGCAAACCCAAACAUGUGUAUAUUUAUUUAUUCUGAUAGCUAAAAGAAAAACCAAGAAUUUAUGUUCAUUUUGAAAAAGCGGCCGCAUGAUACUAUGUACCACUUGUGCCAGUCUUGCUUUCUGUAUAGUUAGUGCUUGUUUUCAUACUCAGCUAAUAAAAAAAUGCAAGGAAA
Molecule: messenger RNA, 7291 nt
Organism: Caretta caretta (loggerhead turtle)
Lineage: Eukaryota; Metazoa; Chordata; Testudines; Cheloniidae
Gene: DMBX1
Product: diencephalon/mesencephalon homeobox 1
Biological process (GO): regulation of transcription by RNA polymerase II
Molecular function (GO): RNA polymerase II transcription regulatory region sequence-specific DNA binding; DNA-binding transcription factor activity, RNA polymerase II-specific
Source: RefSeq, a predicted model, not a curated record